AUGUGCUGGACAGUUCUGCAGGUGCUGGCCCUUCUGAAGCUGACCGCUCAGUCUGCGGCCGAAACCGGGUGUGCAGGGGACCAGCGGUGCUUCAGGGGCUCCUGCUACGAGUUUGUGGGGCGUGAGGUGUCUUUUCACGAUGCCCAACACUGGUGUGAGGACCGGGGAGGACAUCUGGCAGUCAUCCCUGAUAAAGGAACCCAGCAUUUCCUGGAGAGACACCUGAAUUUUAAAAACGACACGUGGAUCGGACUGCCAUUUUCAUCCUCUUCAAAGCAACAAUAUUAUUUUAAUGAUGGAGGUCCCCAGUCCUGGUGGAAUGGUUCACAUGUCCUCUAUUCUAAGCGGGCGGGGGCCGUUUGUGGACACCUGUCGGGGAACCUGAGCUUCCACUGGGAGACCACAGGAAACUGCACCAAAAAGAAAACCUUCAUCUGCCAGUUCAAGUCCAGGAGAAGCGUCGUGUUUCCGGGAGACAGCAGAACUCUGCUGUGCAGUUCUGGUCAAACUUUAAUCAUAGACGGGGGCUUUUAUGGGCACAAGAACCGUCCAUCCAGGCUCUCCUCACCCACAGCCACUCAAGAUGAGUGUGGCUGGGUUGAUGUGCUGGACUCCAUUAAAGAUAUUUGUCAAGGAAGACGGGUCUGUCAGCUGACCAGGGUGGUGAACUCUGUCAGAAAACUCUGUCCUGAGCCCAGCAGAUACCUGACUGUUCACUACCGCUGCGUAGAGGGUACAAAUGUGGUCUACAGAAUCCAAAGAGGUGAGGAGUUGUUGGCUGGCAUGUCCGUGGUCCAGGGAAGCAUUUCCCAGAACAUCACAGUGACUCCAAAAAUGGUCCAGAAGCUCGGGUCAGGCUGCCACAAACUCACCCUCCACGCAUCCAACAUGGUCACUUUCCCAGAGGUGUCCAGAGAUCUACAGGUUUGCAUUGUGGAGGAAAUAUCCGGGCUGCGGGCAGCUGUGGUCAGGGAAAGCUGUGUCCGUCCCCACGGCGCUCUGGGUGUGUCCCUGACCCGGGGAGCACCCGUCCAGCUCUUCUUCUCUCUCACGGGAGACCACGGCUCGUUCUCUGAGACCAAGCGAAUGAAUUCAAAGAGGAGGGUUUUUCACAUCAGACACCCCAUUCGAGCUCUGCUCAAGAAAAAUGGCCAACUGUCCGGGCAGCGCAUGGGGCAGCUCAUCACCUCUGUGGCCAACAAACUCAACGAUCAAUCUGUUGAGUCAACGGAACAAGAGAGGCUGAAGCUUCGGGAAUUGAUGCUGCAGACAAUGAUAAACGCGAUUCAAGAAGCUCUGGUCAGCACUCCAGUGGACGUUCAGGUGGUCGCCAGAGGACUGGAGGCUCUGGUCCAGAAAGGCUCCGAACUCACUUUACCUGCUCAGAAAAACAUCUCUGAUGUUCUUCUUGGAACUCUCAGCAACACACAAAGCGCACUGCUAACACAGAAGGAGAUCAAUGAGGGGCCAACUAUCGUCAAUCAAUCCCAAAUUAGUAUGCUUGUCAGUAGAGUGACAACUGAAAACUUACACAGGGAAUCUCUGAGUGUUGCCAACAGUUCCCGACCUGCAUUCUCUCUCCCAGAGCUUCCUCCCAACAUGUUUUCCACGGAAAAAUCAGUGGAUAUUCGGAUUCUGUUGCCAAGGGAUCCCGGAGAACCAGAGAGCUCCUCCGUUCUGGACCUGGGAAACUACAGCACCACGGUCAUAGACGUCCCUUCAGCUGACACCACACUGGUGUUAAAGCUGCUACCUUCAGUGGAUCCUUUACCUUUCAAAGUCUUUCUCGGUCACAUGGAUUACCCCACACAGUCAAACUUUGUAGCAAUGACACAGAUGCCUCAGCAGGGACUCACACAAGAGGAGAGGUACACGUGGCUGCUGGACCCGAAACUUUUAAAAGGAAACACUGGGCUGCAUUAUCUGGUGGUGAGGCCGAUUGUGGGUCCUGGUGUCAAAUCCAUCAACGCCAGUUUAUCUGUUUCCUCCAUCACUUCUUCAUGUAAAUUUUGGAAUGAAACACAAUUGGACUGGAGCGAUUCUGGAUGCAGAGUUGGUGUGAAGAGCACUCAUCUGGUCACCCAGUGCCUCUGCAACCACCUCACCUUCUUUGGGAGCUCCUUCUUUGUCACCCCGAACCUCGUGGAUCCAUCACGCACCGCUGAGCUGUUCGCCAACUUUGCUGAGAAUCCGGUGGUUGUUUGCUUUGUGGGGGCGCUCUUUGUUGCUUUUCUGUUGGUGGUUGUGUGGGCACGAAGGAAAGACAUCCAAGACAAAGUCAAGGUGAAGGUGACAGUACUGGAAGACAAUGACCCAAUGGAGAGGUACUGCUAUUUGCUGAGUGUCAGCACUGGGCAUCGAAUAGGAGCCUCUACCUCCGCUAAGGUUGUGGUCACUCUUCUGGGAUCACGGCAAAACAGCGAACCCCAUCACCUGACCGACCAAAAGAAACACUUAUUUGAGAGGGGUGCGGUGGAUUUGUUUCUUCUAACAACCCCAUUCUCACUUGGAGAGCUUCAGGGAAUCAGACUGUGGCACGACAACUCAGGGAGUCAUCCUGCCUGGUAUGUUGGGAACAUCAUGGUGAAGGAUUUACAGACGGAGGAGAAAUGGCAUUUUCUCUGCAACUCCUGGCUGGCGAUAGACCUGGGCGACUGCUGCCUCGAUAAAGUCUUUCCUGCUUCAACAGAAACGGACUUGAAGAGCUUCAGCAUGAAGACAACAAAGGACUUUAGUGACGGACACCUUUGGUACUCGGUCAUCGGUCGUCCGGCCAACAGCUCCUUCACCUGUGUCCAGCGGGUGUCCUGCUGUUUCUCCCUGCUGCUCUGCACCAUGUUGACCAGCAUCAUGUUUUACGGGAUCCCAGAGGAUCCCUCUGACCAGGUCAUGGACUUGGGUCACUUUGAAUUUACGUGGCAGCAGUUCAUGAUCGGCGUGCAGAGUUCCCUCAUCAUGUUCCCAGUGAACAUCCUCAUAGUGGCUGUGUUCAGAAACACUCGGCCACGGGAGACGCCUUGUUGUCAGAGACAAACCGAGAAAACAAACCAAGGGAAGCAAAUCGCUCUUCAGGAGGAAAACGCUUUGCAGAUAGUUCCCCCGAAGACGGAAAAAAACAACCUUCCAUGCGCUGGGUUUGAAGUAGCUGAUAUAAAUGCUCUUCUAUCCAAGGUGGAAGCCUUCCUAAAAGAAAAAGAUGAAACCAGUAAUGAAACCAAGUCUCCUCUCCCAGCAUCGACACCGGAGGGGAUUCCAGCAGACAGCUAUGAGAUCCAGUACCUGCACAGGCAGCUGUGUCACACUGAGAAGGAGCUGGCGUCCAGCUCAGCUGACCCUCACAGUCACCAGGCCCUGCAGAAGGUCCGGCACAUGAAGAGCUCCCUCCAGGCUCGCCUCAUCCCGUCUGGCUCCACUCACCUCCAUGAACCUUUGUAUGACAAUUACAGGUCGGUUCCAGCAGAUGGCGCUGCUACUGCUGGUGGUCAGAAAAGAAAAGUGUGCUGUUCUGGGAUGCUACCCUGGUGGUUCAUCUUCGUUGGCUGGCUCCUGGUGAUUGGCACCAGUUGCGUGUCGGGAUACUUCAUCAUGCUGUACGGGCUGAAAUUUGGAAAGGAGCGCUCCAUAAGCUGGUUGGUGUCCACCAUUGUCUCCUUCUUCCAGAGUAUUCUCCUCAUUCAGCCACUGAAGGUGGUGGGUCUCGCAGUCUUCUUCGCACUGGUAAUAAAAAAAGUUGAUGAUGAAGAUUUACAAAAUGUCACGUUUGAAAGCAUGAACAAAAAUCAAGGUCAUUUUGGGAACGUACAGAUGAGCAGGCGAGAUGUUGGUCUGUACGAGCCGCCUCCGUCUGCAGAUGUCCAGAUAAUGAAAAGGAAUAGGGUUUUGGAGCAGAGGGCUUUUGGACUCCUCAGGGAGAUUCUGGCCUACGUCGGGUUCAUGUGGAUGUUGCUGCUGGUGGCUUAUGGCCAGAGGGACCCCAAUGCUUUUUUCUUGAACCAACACAUUAGGAAAAGCUUUACUGACAGUGUCCCGGAGAGCAUGAGCCUUCAGGACGUGUUCACCUGGGCCAACACCUCUCUUCUGACAAACCUCUUUGGAAAUUAUCCAGGUUUUAUCACUGAUGGAAACUCCAAGCUGGUGGGCAAUGCCCGUCUGCGUCAGCUGAGGGUUCAGAAGAACCAGUGUCAGGUUGGAGAUCCCGUGCUGGCGCUGGUGGCAGAGUGCCACGCCCCGUACGUGGGGGGGGUGGAGGACAUGGGCUCCUAUGAACCGGGCUGGAACCGCACCGUAAACGACAACAGUAGUGAAAACGCCUCCGGGCCCUGGAGAUACCGGACACAGGCUCAGCUCAGGGCUCAGCCCUUCUGGGGCAGAAUGGGGCUCUACAGGGGGGGGGGCUUUGUGGUGGAGCUCGGCCCAGACUUAUCAAACGCGAGCAGCACCCUGGAGUAUCUUUUUAGGAAUAAGUGGCUGGAUGUGUACACAAGGGCCAUCUUUGUUGAGUUUACUGUUUAUAAUGCAAAUGUGAACCUCUUCUGCAUUGUCACACUCCUGAUGGAGACCUCAGCCGUAGGAGCCUUCCAGUUUUCCAGUGAUUUGCAGAGUGUCCGCCUUUACCAGUCAACAGGGGGCCUUUACUUCUUUGUCAUGGCAGCUGAGAUCGUUUACAUGCUUUUCAUCCUCUAUUACAUGGUCCUGCAGGGCAAACUGCUGAAGCAGCAGGGCUGGGUUUACUUUAAAAACAAAUGGAACCUUCUGGAUCUGAGUAUCAUCCUUCUGAGCUGGAGCGCCUUGGCUUUCUUCAUCAUGAGGACCCUGCUUGGAAACCGAGAUAUGUCCUUCUAUCAAAAAAACAAAGACCAAUUUGCCAGUUUUUAUGAGACAGCCUCUGCAGACUUAAUGUUCCAGUAUCUGAUCGCCUUCAUCGUCCUUCUGGCCACGGUCAAACUGUGGCAUCUGCUCCGACUGAACCCCAAAAUGAACCUGAUCACUGCGGCCCUGCAGCGAGCCUGGAGUGACAUUUCUGGUUUUCUCGUGGUCAUUAUCGUUGUGUUCGUGGCGUACUCUAUGACAAGCAAUGUGAUUUAUGGCUGGAAGAUUUCAUCCUACAAAACGUUUUCUGACUCUCUUCUGACCAUCAUUAGUUUGCAGAUUGGCAUUUUUAAUUAUGAUGAGGUGUUGGAUAGCAACCCCGUGCUCGGUGGAUUACUCUUUGGUUCCUGUGCUGUGUUGGUGACAUUUGUGUUGCUCAACCUCUUCAUUUCAGUGAUUCUUGUCGCUCUACAAACAGAGCAAUUGCACCAUAAGCCCUCAGAGGAGGAGGAGACCGUGGACAUCAUGCUAAAGAUUAUAUGUAAUCUCUUUGGAAUAAGACAUAAAACGGAAAAUGUCGCCCCGGGGCCGGAUAUGAAUGGCAGCAGUGAUGUGGCCCUUAACAAUGCACAAAUAUGUCCAUAACACCUCUUUAGAUUAAUUUAACUGUUUUAAAAAACAUGACAACUAAGCUAACCCUACAGGGUAUGGCAUAAUUAGUCAUUUUCAUAUUUUAAUGUUUUCUUGUAUGGUAAUUAAAUCAGAGAUUAAUUCAUUAGAGAUCAUGGCUCCUGACUUGAUUUCUACUUUGAAUCAAAACAAUCUUUACUGUUUCCUAUCUGAUCUUCUAAAAUGGUCUUUGUGUUGAGCAUAUCUGAUGUACCACAACAUUUUUUUGAAUAACUAUGUUACUGAGCAUGCACAAAGAUGGAAAUAGUUUAGUACAUCUGUCAUUAUAUUGGAUUAAAUUACUCUGCCUAAGCAACCUUAGUCUGGUACAAAAUCUUUCUUACAUUAAUUCCACUAUUUAACAACAUCAAAAUUCAGUUUCUCUUGUGGCUUUUU
This is a messenger RNA of Menidia menidia (Atlantic silverside), 5874 nucleotides long. Lineage: Eukaryota; Metazoa; Chordata; Actinopteri; Atheriniformes; Atherinopsidae. The record is from the annotation of a GenBank genome assembly.